Molecule: messenger RNA, 2466 nt
Organism: Dictyostelium purpureum
Lineage: Eukaryota; Evosea; Eumycetozoa; Dictyosteliales; Dictyosteliaceae
Exons: 9
Coding region: 1-2466 (821 amino acids)
Biological process (GO): cytoskeleton organization
Cellular component (GO): cytosol
Source: RefSeq, a predicted model, not a curated record
AUGGAGUCAUUAUCAUCAUCAACAUCAUCAUUAAAAAGCAGUGGUGACUUUUCAACAGUAUCUAGCAAUGGAAGCGGUAUAAAGGCAAUAAAUUUAAAAGAGAUCGAGAUCAAUUACCAAUUUAAAGAUUUUGAUGAUGAUAUUAGAAACGAAAUCAAUGAGUUAUACUCUUAUUCAGAGUUGGGGUUACUAAAAAAAUCAAAUAUAACAACAUUGUUUUAUCAAGAUUUAUUUGAAUAUACAUCAAAAACUAAAUGGUUAGAUUUAAAUGAAAUCGAAAAAAUAGAUUAUUUGCAACAUUUAAUUCAAUAUUUUGAACUUUCAAUAAAGGGAGCGGAUAAUUUUAACAGGUAUUUAAUUAAAUCUAGAUUCAUAUGGUAUAUAGCGCAAGGUGUAAAAGAGGAAUCUUCAGAUAUUCAACAUCAAUUAAAUAAUUCAAAAAAUAACUGUACAUUAUUAAGAAAAGCAAAUUAUUUACCAAUUUUAACUAAAACUCUAUUAUUAGCAUCAAAAAUUUCAAAUGAACAACAACAACAGUUACAACAACAAAAUGAUAACACAACCACUACCACUACCACAACCACGACAAACUCAGAUAAACCACAUAUUAGUCAUAAAAGAAAUAAUAAUCAUUUAAAAAAUAUAAAUGGCCCAAAAAAUACAACAGGUACAGGUAGCUUAAGCAAUUCUUUAAUGAAAGUAAAUGUAAAAAGAGUCGACCCAUUAAUGGCAGUUUUAUUGGAUAUAAUUUAUUUAUUCAUUUUAAAUAAUAAAGAUGAACCAACAUUUAAAGAAGAGUUAUUUGAGCCAUUGGAUGGUUGUUAUACCUAUAAUUUAAAUAACAGUUUAAAUGAUAAUUUAAAUGAAUUAAAUUCAUUUGAUAAUCCAAAUUUAAUAUCAAUUAUGAUUCAAUUGUUAAUAGAGUUUAACGAAGUCGAUGGUAACUUGUAUCCAAUUAAAAAGAUAUUAAUGGUACUUUGGAGAUCUUUAACAGUAUUUAUUGGUGGUUUCGAAUUUUUAGAAAAAGAAAAAGAGGCAAGAUUAAAGAAAGCAAACUUUAAAAAGGGUACUUCUAAAACCAGAACUACAGAUAUUUCAAAUUUUAUUAAAUCUACAUCCAGAUAUCACAGUCAACAAAAAUCUUCAAUACUUCACAAAGUAAACACUCAUUAUUUAGGUACCUCAAAAGAGUAUAAAGACCAUGAUGUUUUUAGAUUACCAACAUCGUUAUCAGAUUCAUUAAAUGUGCUUCAAACUAACCUUUACCCACCCGAGCAAAUUAGAAAAGAAAUUGGUAUUAACUAUUAUAGCAGUAAUAACAACAACACAACAACUCCCCAUACCGAAUCUGAUUUCUUUUAUGAUCCAAAUAAUAAGCCAAAACCAAGAAUAUUAAUUGAAAAUCCUUCAAAUUUUGAAAGAUUUUAUUGUUUAAAUGCAUCAAACUUUUCAAAAAUUGUAAUUAUUUUAUUAAAAAUUUUAUUAGCAUCGACUCCAGUAGUUAAAAAUUAUACAGGUCCAAUUAAUUUAAUUGCAGAGAUUGUAAUUGACCAACCAACACCAGGAUCAUCAGCUUCAUUAUAUGAAACCAUGCAAUCAGCUACUGAUUUCUUUAGACAUAAAGAAAUUAUUUCAAAGUCAACUUUAGGAAUUUUAUUACUAAUUGUUAAACAUUCUAAAUUUAAUCAACAUUUACAAUUUGAAUAUAUAACAAAAAUAAUGUAUGAAUCAAAUGCUUUGGUUUUAUUGUACAAAUGUUUAAAUCAUGAAGCUGUAGAAAAAUAUUUAUAUUCACAAAAUUAUUUACAAAGCGAGGAAUAUUUUAAUAUCGAACAAAAUCAAACAUCAUCUAAUAAUAAUAAUAGUAGCGAUAGCAAUUUACAAGAAAAUUAUAGAAAUUUCUUUAGUACAAUAUGUAGUUUAAAAUUAAUUCAAAAAGUUAUGAAGCAUCAUCCAUCAAGAAUUUCAUCAUUAUCUCCAUCGAAAUCUGCUAACAUUUUAAAAAAAUAUUGUAUUGUUAAUCAACAAUUGAUUAAAUUGUAUAGUUUAAAAAUUAUGAAAAAUUUAGUGCCAUUCCAAACAAAGAAAUGGAAACAAAUAAAUAUGAGAAUUAUAUCAGAUAUUUAUUUGUAUGUUCCAAUUCAUAUUAAUGACACUUGGCUAUUAAACCACAACUACGAUCCACCACAAACAGAUGAAUAUGAGGUUUUAUUACAAGAAAAGGUUGAGGAGUAUCACAGAGUCAACUAUGAACAAUGGUACAAGACAGAAAAUCUAGAUUUAGUUUAUAAGAAUGAACAGGUUAUGGGUUGUAAUAUUGAUCAAGAUUUUUUAAAUACAAUAGAGUUAUCAAAAGAAGAAAGAGAUGCAAUUCAAAAUGAUAGAUUAAGAUACACCGAAGGGUCAUCAAUUAUAUUUAUUAACGAUUCAUUGGAGGAUGAAUUAUUAGCAAAAAAUAUUAAUUAA